AUGGCAUUCGCAAAGACUCAUCCUCAAUACUCAUUCCAAUAUGGUGUCAACGAUCACUAUACCGGAGAUGUCAAAUCACAACAUGAAGUCCGUGAUGGUGACGUAGUAAAAGGUCAAAACUCAUUGGUUGAACCUGAUGGUUCCGUACGCACCGUUAAAUAUGCAGCCAACGACAGAGACGGUUUCAAUGCAGUCGUUUCUAAAACUGGACCGACUGUACAUUCCCACGGACAUCACGGUUAUCACUUGUAA
Molecule: messenger RNA, 252 nt
Organism: Ctenocephalides felis (cat flea)
Lineage: Eukaryota; Metazoa; Arthropoda; Insecta; Siphonaptera; Pulicidae
Product: cuticle protein 19-like
Exons: 3
Coding region: 1-252 (83 amino acids)
Cellular component (GO): extracellular matrix
Source: RefSeq, a predicted model, not a curated record